AUGACUAUUGUUAUAAGAUGUGUGGAUAUUGAUGAUAUUAUUGUCAAGGUGCAUGAGUUCUUUCUUGGGUUUAUAAAUGUUGAAGACACGUCGGGGCUUGGACUUUUCAAACGACUAGAAGAUGUUUUGAUUGAACUUCACCUCAACAUUGAUGAUAUAAGAGGACAAGGUUAUGACAAUGGCUCCAAUAUGAAAGGUAAACAUCAAGGUGUACAAAAAAGGUUACUUGAUGUAAAUCCUAGAGCAUUUUAUAUUCCGUGUGGAUGCCAUAGUUUAAACCUUGUUAUAUGUGAUAUUGCAAAAUCUUGUGACCAAGCAAAAGAUUUUUUUGGAUAUCUUCAAAAGAUUUAUACAUUGUUUUCGGGUUCAACACAACGGUGGGAUCUUCUUAAAACAUUUGUGAAGAAUUUGACACCAAAGCCCUUGUCGACGACUCGUUGGGAAAGUCGUAUUGAAAGCGUUAGAGCAAUAAAAAAUCAAGUAGUAGAGUUUAGAGAUGCUCUGGUUGAAUUAUCUAUUACAGAAAAGCAUGAUCAAAUUGGGAGGAUAGAAGCUAAAGGCUUAUGGAGGUCUACUUUAGAAGAUUUUGAGUUCUUAAUUAGCUUAUGCAUUUGGUACAAACUUUUAGAUAAAGUUAAUCGUGUUAGUAAAUUGCUUCAACAAGAAGAUAUGGAAAUUGAUGAUGCAAUUACAAGAUUGAAGGAGCUCAUUAUAUAUUUUGAAAAUGUUAGAGAAUGUGGUUUUGAAGAUUUGAUGGAGGAAGCUAGAACUCUUGCACAUAAAGUUGGCAUUGAUCCAGUGUUUGUUCAAAAAAGAGUUUCUCGAAGACCGAAGAAAUUUGAUGAGGGUGUGAAUGAUUAUGCCGAUGGUAAUCAAUCAUUAGAGGAUAAAUUUAGAAUUACAUAUUUUCUCCGCAUUAUAGACCAAACUCUUACAUCGCUUCGGGAUUGGUUUGAACAACUUGAACGUUUUGAAGAACUCUUUGGAUUUUUGUUCAAUGGAAAAUUCAAAAGUGUUAGUGAAGAGCAAUUGAGGCAGGAUUGCACUAAAUUAGAAAAUUUCUUGAAACACAAUCAACAAAUGGACAUUGAUGGGGAUGCGUUAUUUAAAGAGCUCAUUAAUUUGAAGACAAUAUUACCGGCAGAAGUAAAAAGAUCAAUUGACAUCCUUAAUUUUACAAGGUCAUUUUGGGAAGCAGGUUGUUUUCAAAAUGUAGGGAUCGUUUAUCGAAUUUUAUUGACUAUACCAGUUACUGUUGCUUCAGUAGAGAGAAGUUUUUCCAAGUUGAAGUUGAUAAAGACUUAUUUACGAAGUACAAUGUCACAAGAAAGAUUAAAUGGAUUAGCGAUGAUAUCAAUUGAAAAAGAGUGCUUAGAACAAUUAGAAUAUGAUGACUUAAUUGAAAAUUUUGCUUCAAAAAAUGCAAGAAGAAGUAUGUUUUCAUAG
This is a messenger RNA of Impatiens glandulifera, 1446 nucleotides long. RefSeq names its product zinc finger MYM-type protein 1-like. The transcript has a single exon. NCBI's taxonomy places the organism in Eukaryota, Viridiplantae, Streptophyta, Magnoliopsida, Ericales, Balsaminaceae. The coding region runs from base 1 to 1446 and encodes 481 amino acids. Gene Ontology annotation, molecular function: protein dimerization activity. The record is from RefSeq and is a predicted model, not a curated record.